This is a messenger RNA of Lasiosphaeria miniovina, 942 nucleotides long. RefSeq names its product heterokaryon incompatibility protein-domain-containing protein. The transcript has 2 exons. The record is from RefSeq and is a predicted model, not a curated record. The annotation marks the transcript as partial. Lineage: Eukaryota; Fungi; Ascomycota; Sordariomycetes; Sordariales; Lasiosphaeriaceae.
UCCCGAUCCCUGGAGUGGUCCAAAAAUGAGAUUGAGAUGUGUUGUCAAUCCCACAUCAACUGCGGCCCUCCGUCAAAGUUAUUCACCCCAACACGGUUGAUCGAUGUGCGGCCACAGAAUGCAGCUGGCGAUGUCGUGCUCCGGGAUGGAUCAUCCGUGCCUCAGGGGUCACGGUAUUGUGCUCUGAGCUACUGUUGGGGGAAGCUCAAGCCUGCGUGUCUUACCACUAAUUCUACACUGCCCGACAGGCAAGCCGGAAUACCAUGGUCAAGCUUGCCGCAAACAUUUCAGGACGCAGUCAAAUGGUCACGAUCAAUGGGCAUAGACUAUCUCUGGAUUGAUAGCGUGUGCAUCAUCCAAGGGGACAAAACUGACUGGCAUCGGGAGUCCGGCCGCAUGUCCAAAGUCUACGGCAACUCAUAUGUAACCGUAGUGGCCGCCUGUGGUGCAGACCCCAGCGCAGGACUCUACUCUGUACAGCACAACCGCCCUACUGCCACGCGCAUUGCCAACCUACGCCAUGAAAGCUCGGACAAAGCUUGGCCAUUGACAUUCCCGCUGCUUCGGCGCGCCUGGUGCUUUCAAGAGCGGCUCAUUUCUCCGAGAACCCUAUUCUUCGCGCCGGGGGAAAUGGUCUUUCAGUGUUUUGACCGAGUAUCCUGUGAAUGCGGAAGGGAUGAUGCGUCGCGGGAAGAUACCACAUCGAAUAUCAAACACAAGCAUGUUCUUCCUCGCUUGAAACGAGGCAUUGCCGCCAUGAGCUCAACUCCUUCUAAUAUGUGGUGGGGGCUAAUUGACGUCUAUUCCAGCCUGGACAUCACGGUACUGAGUGACCGACUACCAGCACUUGCCGGAAUUGCGGAGUACAUUCACCAGUUCAGACCUGGCGAACAAUACCUGGCAGGCCUCUGGUCUGACACCCUUGUCGGAGACUUACUUUGG